Molecule: messenger RNA, 5278 nt
Organism: Globicephala melas (long-finned pilot whale)
Lineage: Eukaryota; Metazoa; Chordata; Mammalia; Artiodactyla; Delphinidae
Gene: AMZ1
Product: archaelysin family metallopeptidase 1
Biological process (GO): proteolysis
Molecular function (GO): metallopeptidase activity
Source: RefSeq, a predicted model, not a curated record
CCAGAGCCCCGGGCAGGCUUCAUCUGCUUCCUCCGCCUUAUUCCAGGAGUAAGCAAGCCGGCGCCCACGCCUCACGAGUGGAGUCUGGGCUUCUUACAGCCCUGCCGUUAGUCCCACUGGUGUUCAAACCAGCCAUGGUGACUCAUUCUCUCGGUGUGGAUCCUCAAGGCUGGGGUGCCCCAAUAUGUGGUCUGAACCACUCACUCCCCAGGGAGGAGCUCCAAGCCCAUGCAAUCCCCCUCCUCCUCUGUGUCCCCUCCCAGGGGCACGAGCCCUGACGUGAUCGCUUUUCUUCCCUUCCUUCCCGAGUCCGUUCGCAUCUUUCUCACAGCCUUGGUUGCACAGGAGUCUCUGCCAGUCUCCAGUUUGCUUUCAGUGGGAAUUGCUCCUCAUGUAGCUGUGUUUCUGACGUGUUCAUGCUGGGAGGUGAGCUCCUUGUCCCCCUCCUGUGCCAUCUUGCUCUCCUCCUCCAGGUUUUCAGUUGAAGGUCUGCUGGGUGUUCUGUGAUACUCCCCACUUGGACAGGACUGGCCCUGACUUCUGUCCCUUUACCCCGUGAGGUCACAGAAUGAGCUUUGGUUGGUGUGCCUGACCAAGGUGCAGCAGCUGUAUGCCAGCACUGUUGCCAUGCAGAUAUGUUUUCCCAGUGGAAGCAGGCUAGAUUAUCUGGGCCAGCCGUCUCACUGAAAACAAUGAGAAGUGCUGGGUAAAGUACUUAAAACCAUCAGUUUAGGAACACUGAAGUGCUGACAAGAGAGUGGGGGAAAUUGGAUGACUCAUAUACAGGCCCCUGUAAGAGGGGCCCUGGCUCUCAGCUCAGGGAGGGAGGGGGCCCUGCCCCUCAGAUGCCCCAGUGGGCAGUAACACUGAUCAACAGUCCUUAGUGAAUAGGGACUGAAAAAUCACUCCAAUAAUGACCUAAUAGGUGCAGUUACCCAGGAAGUAAAGUGUUUCCAAACAGGUGUCCAAGAGGAGAAAAGCAGAAAGCUCUGACCCAGCCAGGUUCUGUGGCCAUGCUCACCUGCUCCUGCCUGUGACAGGCCUUGGGCAGGUCACCUAGCCUCUCCCACCUGUAAGGGGGGCCCCAUAAAGCUGCCGUCUCAGUCCUGCAGACUCCUAGAAGGCAGAGGUGGUCAUUUCCCUCCCUAGGUUCCAGCACAAGGCUGGCACACAGCAGAUCUGUGUACAGCUCACGUGCUCCAACCCAGCCCUCAGCAUGUUGGGGGAGCUUGUAGGGCACUCAGCAUGUGCUGAUUGCAUGAGGUUGGGUGGCUGCUGGCCAGGGCCCUUGGAGGAGGGUGUAUCUGUUAGCUAUUGCUGUGUAACAAACAAUCUCAGGUCAGUAACAAAACAACAUUUUAUUGUUUCUGAAGGGUCUGCGGGCUAACCUGGCAGGACUGUUGCUCUGGGCUUGCUCUCUUGCAUCUGUGGUGGGUUCGCUGGGGGGUAGCUGGUCUAGAGUGGGCUCAGCUAGGAUGACCCAUAUGUUCUCUCACCUUCCAGCAGACUAGCCCAUGAGAGAGCAGGCGGAAGCACGCCAUCCUUGAGGCCUAAGUUCAGAACUGGCAUAGCGUCACUCUGUCACCUUUUAUUAACCAAAGCAAAUUACAGGGCAAGCUCAGAUUCAAGGGUGGGGAAGAGGCUCCCCUACUUCACAGGAGUUGCAGCAAAGGGAAUGAUGGUUCAGGGAGGGUUGCAGAAUCAGGGUUGCUUUUGCAAUUGAUCUACAGAGGGGGAGCCCAGCGUCCUUGCCCCACGUGGGCAGAAGGUGGGCGGCUAGGCCUUGGUGCUCAGGGAGCCAGUGACCUGUCUGGGAUGGGCUCUCAGCUGGGCAGUGGGACAACAGUCCAGCCUCAGGACAUGACCAUGAGCUCUUGUGAGCCAGGCCUACUCCUCAGGCAGCUUUGUAGCCAGCGUACAAGGUUUGUUGAAUGGCUGAGCGACUUACGUCCUGGAGCAGGUAGCCCAGAAGAAGUCCUGGAGCCUCUUCUCAGAUGCAGGCCUAGUUCAGGGUGGGGCGGGGGUGGUGUCUCCACUUAUGGGAACACCCGCCCUUGCCUGCCUGGGAGCCCGAGGACGCAGAGACCUCGAGUCUCGUCCCUUCCACGGAGGCCGUCUUCCCUGCACUCCACUGCUCCUGUCAGAGCCAAGAUGUGUCGCCAUGGAAACUGCUUGGCAAACAUGCCGCAGGCAGAGGCGGCAAACAGCAGCUCCGUGCCUGUUGGAGUGAGGGUGGGGGGACGGCGUGAGCAAGGCCGCCUGGCUGUGCGUGUGACUGUGGGGGGGUGAGUGCUCGGGGCAGCGCGUGCUGGGAGGGAGUGGGAGCACGCACGCGUGUGCACGUGUGUGCCGGGGGCAGGUGUGUCCGUGUGGGUGCGCUCGGAGUGCCGUGCAGGCAGGGAUGCUGGCUGUGCGCAGGGACGUGCGUGCUGUGCUGUGACGCGUGGCAGCACAGCCACCUGGGCUGAGCGCUCACUAUGGGCUGGGCGUUGCACUAGGUGCUACCAGGAACACCCACAACCCCCAGCGUGCAGCUGCGGGCCGAAGACAGACACUGGCCAGGUAAUCGUGUCGAUGGAAGCGUGUGACUGGAGGGCUUCUGGGAAGAAGCAACCGUGGGACCUGAAACCUAAGUGUGCAGAGGGAGUCCUCCCUGUGAAGGGGAGGGGGACGGGUGCUUCAGGUGGGGGCCUGGCUGGCUGGCAGAGACCUGGAGGUGCCGACGGGCCGGAGGGCGUCCGAGCCGCUUGCUGCUGCCAAGGAGGUCCGACGCCAGGCGGAGCUGGGCCUCACAGGCCCUCGGCCUCUGGUCCACGUGCCGGGAGCCCACGUGGCCGUCGCACUCGGCCCGAGGGAAGGCCGUGGAUGAGCUGGUGGCCAGGCUCUGGGCGGUGCAUGGGCGGCUGUGGGGCCUCCCCGGCGUGGCCAGGCCCGUCAUGCUGCAGUGCCGGCCGGCCCAGGAGUUCAGCUUCGGCCCCCGGGCCCUGAAGGAUGCGCUGCUGUCCACCGACCCGGCCCUGCGGCAGCUCUACGCGUCCACCUUCUCCCCAGCCGAGCGGCUCUUCCUGGCCGAGGCCUACAACCCCCGGAGGACGUUCUUCCGCACGCUGCUCAUCCGCACGGCUUUCGACUGGCUCCUCAGCCGCCCGGAGGCGCCCGAGGACUUCGAGACCUUCCACGCUGCCCUGGCGCCCCGGAAGCAGAGCCUGGCUCGGAAGCACAUUUACCUGCAGCCCAUAGAUCUGAGUGAGGGGCCGGCGGGUGGCGCGCUCCUGGACCACCUGCGGAGCUGCACAGAGGCCUUCUUCCUGGGCCUGCAGGUCAGGUGCCUGCCAUCGGUGGCGGCUGCGUCCAUCCACUGCUCAUCACGUCCCAGUCAGGACUCUGACAGGCUCCAGCUCCACACAGACGGCAUCCUGUCCUUCCUGAAGAGCAGCAAACCGGGCGAUGCGUUAUGCGUGCUGGGCCUCACGCUGUCCGACCUGUACCCCCGCGAGGCCUGGACCUUCACCUUCGGCACGUUCCUUCCGGGGCACGAAGUGGGCGUCUGCAGCUUUGCGCGGUUCUCGGGGGAAUCCCUGCAGCGGGGGCCCAGCACCCCUGACCUGGUCCCCGAGGCACCCCUGCAGGACAGAGGCCGGACCGUGUGCUUCAGCGCCCUGGGGAUGGUCCAGUGCUGCAAGGUCACGUGCCACGAGCUCUGCCACCUCCUGGGCCUGGGGAACUGCCGCUGGCUCCGCUGCCUCAUGCAGGGCACCCUCAGCCUGGACGAGGCCCUGCGGCGGCCCCCGGACCUCUGCCCCAUCUGCCUUCGGAAGCUGCAGCACAUCCUGGGCUUCAAGCUCGUGGACAGGUACAAGAGACUGUACACCUGGACGCUAGCGGCGGCGGGGACGCGGCCUGGGCCGGCGGCCGGGGAGCCGUCCGUGUCGGAGGACACCCUGCCCUGCAGCGCGGACUCGGGCCUGUGCGGCGAGAGCGACUCGGAGCCUGGCAGCGGCCUGUCGGAGCCCCUGUCCCCGGACGCCUGGAGCCACGCCUUCCCCGCGGGCCCGGAGCUGGAGCCUGAGGACGGGCUGGGCUCCCUGGCGGCCGCGGAGAGCCCGGGGGAGGCCCUGGCGGAGCACGGGCGCUGGCUGGCGGCCUGCAUCCAGGCCCUGGAGAGGGACGUGACUGAGGAGGAGCUGGCGCGGGUGGACGGCGCCGUGGACGCCCUGGCCCGCUGGGACCUGUUCACGGGGCGGCUCCCGGCCCCCCGGCAGGACCCGCCCUGCGGCCGAGACGGCGCGGGGCUGCGCCGAGUCCUGGGCGACAAGUUCUCCUCCCUCAGGCGGAAGCUGAGCGCUCGCAAACCGUCCAGGGCCGAGGCGUCCCCGCGGCGCUGGAAGGCGGAAGACAAUUAGCACGGCUGGUGCGUCUUGUCCAGCGCCUGCCUGUCCCCAGGGCGCUGCGGGCCCGGCUGUGGGCGGAAGGGACGGUGUCUCGGGAAGCGGAAGGCGAUCCGUCUGCACGUGGACCCCGCACCCCCAGCCCUAACCGCAGCCUCACGACGCGGCCGGGUGGGGGGGGCGGGGCCCCAGGUACCCCGAGGGCCGUCCUCGGGCCGCACCCGACCUCACAGAGCAGGUGCCGGGCAGGUGCCUGUCUCUCCUGCGGCCUGGGGCUCGGGGCUCUGCUACGGCGAACUCAGAUUGCAAGGCCCCAACGUGGGUCCUCCGCUCGAAGGAGGGCAAAGGGGGUCUUGUUGCAACCUACAAGGUCCCCCGCCUCCCCCGACCCCAAGCCCAUAGAAAGGGCCCCUUUGUGCGGCGCUAACCGCACUCUGACCCUUGGAACUUGGCGUGGGCAUCUCCCUGAAAGUUCCGGGUGGCCACCACCUACCAGACCACGUGCCCAGAGACGUGCCGCUUCUUCUGACAACUGUUGCGGGAAGGGAGGGUGUCCCGUGUGCAGGUCUGAAGGUGCUGCUGCGUGCUGUGACUUGCAGAGGUGAAAGCAAACCGCGGCUCCAUCCUCAGGACAGUUUUCUGACAAAGGUGGCCUGGACCCCAACACCAGUGAGGGCAAGGAGAUGAGAUUUGUUCAAAACACCUGUGUCUGUGUUUUUUCUGGUCUCGUUUGACCAGUUGCUGAGAGAACAAGUGAUUUAGAUGUUAAAAUACCCAUCACCCCAGUAGAAUUGUCUGUCUGCCUUUAAUUUCGUCAAACUUUGCUUCCGGUUCUUGGAAACUCCUUUAUGUGCAACACACACAUUUGACUGUUAGGUUUUCCUGACCGA